AUGCGUCGCGGUAUUGCAGCUUUGGCCGUCUGUGCCUCCGUUGUGAGCGCUCAGAGCACCACUUCCAUCGAUAUCGAUGCCAUCUCCGUCGCUGUCCCUACAACAGUCUUCAAUCUUCCUGUUGUCUACAUCACCGCUGAGGAUGCUCCGACCAUCACUGCCACCACUCUGGCUACCACUGCCAUUCCAUCUUCCGAUCCCUCGGCCACCAAUGUCUUUGACUCUCCUGCAGAUGUCACCGCAGCUCUGUCUUCCGCUUCUGUGAUCGCAGCUGCCACUUCGAGCGUUGCUGUCGAUAAGCGUGCUGCCACCACUUGUGUUCCUCAGCCCGCUGGCAUCAACUAUGCUGUUCAGCCUGACACUGCUGCUGGCUGGGUUGCCGACCUCAACCUGCCUGCUAGUGCAUCCGCUGCCAACAAGGCUGUGCCUACUGGCUACGUCUCCAGUUUCGUCGCUCUGAACGCGUCCAACUCGGCUGACAAUUACAUGGGAUUCUCUCUUAUGACAGCCUACGAUGUUCCUGGAUGUGCAGCCAAGUGCAAUGCUAUCUCUGGAUGCAACAGCUUCAAUAUCUACUUCGAGAGAGAUCCUAGCGUCAAUCCCGACGAUUCUUCAUGCUCUGAUCCUCCGACGACCGUACAGGUCAAGUGCGUUUUCUGGGGUGGCGCCGUGACCAAUGAUAACGCAAACAACUAUGGCCAAUGGAGAAACCAAUUCCAAGUUCUCAUUGCCGGCAGCAACGGAUAUAUCAACUCUGCCUAC
Molecule: messenger RNA, 762 nt
Organism: Aureobasidium namibiae CBS 147.97
Lineage: Eukaryota; Fungi; Ascomycota; Dothideomycetes; Dothideales; Saccotheciaceae
Exons: 3
Source: RefSeq, a predicted model, not a curated record